GAUAUGUCUUUUCCGGGUUCGGCUGAGCCUGGGGCCGCUCUAGGCGCCGCCUCUAUGGCUCUGGAGGCCCGGAGUGGGCACGGUCGGGAGGGGGCGGCACUCAGCCAAUCGACGAAGAGAGCAGAGGCCCCAUGCCUUUGUGGGGAGGGUGCACUGGCCAAUCAGGACUCAGAGAACCAAAGCGCACAAUCGAGACGCGAUUGGAUGGGCGAGGUGGAGGUCUCCGCUCUGGCCUAUGCCAAGAUGUGCCUCCACGCCGCCCGGCACCCCCACGCCACCAUCAAUGGGCUGCUCCUGGGGCUCCGGGGGGGCCCCCCCGAGUGUCUGUUCCUCACCGACUGCGUCCCCCUUUUCCACAGCAACUUGGCUCUCAGCGUCAUGCUGGAGGUGGCGCUAAAUCAGGUUGAUCUGUGGGCGUCCCGCUCUAACCUGCUGGUGGCUGGGUACUACCAGGCCAAUGCCAGGCUGGACGACAUGAGCCCCACCCCUCUGGCUCUGAAGAUGGCUGGACGCCUGGCCGAGUUCUUUGAGGGUGCUGUAUUGAUCAUGCUGGAUAACCAGAAACUGACUCUGAACCCCCGUGUGCCCCCCAUCAUUGUGCUGGAGCAGCGAGAUCGGCACUGGCUCCCCAAGGACAAGAACCUAGUCAUGUGGCGCAACUGGGAAUCCUCCCGCCACAUUUGCAAGUCCCUGCUGGAGGCUAAAGCUCACACCCAAUUGGUUGACUUUGAUGCCCACCUUGAUGACAUCAGACAGGACUGGACCAAUCAGCACCUCAACACUGAGAUCGCCCGGCUGGUGUCUGUCGCCAAUGGCAGCGCCUGAGGGACCCUAUUGGCUGGCCUAGGAAACCGGGGCUGUAUUCUGAUUGGACUGCUUGGAACAAUGGCACAACCCCAUUCGCUGGCCCCAGUAAAGACUCAACUGAC
Molecule: messenger RNA, 929 nt
Organism: Gopherus flavomarginatus (Mexican gopher tortoise)
Lineage: Eukaryota; Metazoa; Chordata; Testudines; Testudinidae
Gene: EMC9
Product: ER membrane protein complex subunit 9
Exons: 6
Coding region: 4-825 (273 amino acids)
Cellular component (GO): EMC complex
Source: RefSeq, a predicted model, not a curated record